Molecule: messenger RNA, 812 nt
Organism: Saccoglossus kowalevskii
Lineage: Eukaryota; Metazoa; Hemichordata; Enteropneusta; Harrimaniidae
Source: RefSeq, a predicted model, not a curated record
CGUCGAUGUGGUUUGAAGUCCCGAUUAAACCCAUCAUUUGACAUCCCGGGCUGAUCUCGACAUUUUGCUUUCGCUGCCUGCACGGAAGCAUUGCAGAAUACGAUACUAAACAGUCGUGUGUGCCCAGAUCCAUUGGAUACCUUAUUUGGGCAACUACGUAUUCCGCCUCGGGGAAGUAGAAAGAAAGGGGGAUUGGUUGGCUGCUGAUGAAUUAGACAGAUAAGGAUACCGGGUGAAGUAAAUACUGGAAGAUUUUGUAAAGAGGAUAUAACGCACUGUGAUUCGGUGAGGGGACGGUUUUGCAUUUAAAUACAGGGCCAUUUUACGAACAUUUGAAGCAAGUUGAUACCAUGGUGAUGUAUCAAGUAAUGAACAACAGUUUGCUAAUUUUACUUGCAAUAUUAUUAAUCAAGUCGAUAUGCCAAGAUAGCGCAUGGACAGUUGCGGCUGGAGAAGGCGUGGGCGAGGAAGACGAAACAGCUGAUGAUGACACUGUGAUGCCACCACAACAGUUUGUGCCCCCACUAGAUGGACUACCACCCUGGAGAACUGAUGAUGAAGAAGACGGCGGUGGUAACGGUGACGGCAUGCCCCCUCCAAGAACAAGUGGAACAUCCUCUCCAAUGGAAACUUGGUCGGCAGCCAUUACUAAUGCUACUUCGUUCAGCAAUAAUACUACUACCCCUAAAGAUGUUUGGAAUGAAGGAGAUGGGACCGCUGGAUCAGGGUUAUCGAGGUACCAUUUACACUGUGUAUGGAUGAUUGCAAUACCAAUGAGCGUCCUCGUGUCGAUGACGUCACUGCAUCUCUAG